Messenger RNA from Mercenaria mercenaria, 7176 nucleotides. RefSeq names its product pleckstrin homology domain-containing family D member 1-like. The transcript is spliced from 14 exons. Lineage: Eukaryota; Metazoa; Mollusca; Bivalvia; Venerida; Veneridae. The record is from RefSeq and is a predicted model, not a curated record. The coding region runs from base 57 to 1577 and encodes 506 amino acids.
AAUGAGUUCGAUUUUCUAACCCGGAAGUGAAGAAAUGCAGACAGCCAAGUCGGUAAAUGACAUGUUUAUGUGAGAAAUUUAUUGCAAAACGCUAUGGAAUUGACAUGAACGGGAUGCCAGAACACGAUGACAAUUUGUUUGACUGGAAGAAUCGUCUUCAAAUUUACGGAGUCUUACUGAAACGCUCCGCACAAUCAAAAUGGAUGAGACGGUUUUUUCUGGUGAGAGAUGGAUGGUUGUUUUACUAUCCAGAGACAGAGAGGAAGGACUUCCCUAGAAGAAACUUUUUCAAUGUCAAUCCAAAGGCAGCACUACCAUUAGGUGUGUGUAGUAUCAGUGUAAGUAAGGAGCAAGGCCAGCCAUCAGCUUUCACCAUCUCUUCGGAGGAAAUUGAGGGAAACUUGACACUGGCAGCAGAGAAUGACUAUGAGAGAGAUAAAUGGAUCACAGUACUAGAGAAAUCCAAACGAAUAACGUGGGAUAACCAGCAGAUGUCAGAUGAUCUGAUUAGGCAGUUGGAGGAACAUGGUCUCACCUUGGCCAAACAGAAACAGGACUACUUUGAUCGGUUGCAGUCUGAAGUCCUGGAAUUGGCUGAUGAAAAAGAGAAGACUUGGGAGCUGGAGAGACUGAAUGAGGAACUGGAGAAAGAGAAGGCGAAGAUGGAAAGUUUUGCAGAAGAAAUGAAAACAGAUUAUGAGAAGGUUAAAAGUGAGCUGGAGGACAUGCAGAGUUACAUGAAAACUUUGGAUACAGAAAGAUCUGAACUAUCGCAACAACUCAGUGCACAGGAAAGUGAUCUCAAGGCAUUAGCAACAGAAAAGGAAUCUAUUGUGGCAACAUUGAAGCGACAGAAGUCUGUUACAGAGCAGAUAAGUCAGGAGAAAGAACAGACAGAAGAAGAAAUGAGGACCAAAUUAAGAAAGAUAGAAGAACAAACAAAAUCACUGCAACAGGAGAAAGCAGAAGCAGAAAUGAGAUUACAAGAGAACAAGCAACGUGCUAAGGAAUUGGAGGAAGAAAAGUUGAUGUACAACGAACAAGCUCAGGAGUUACAAUCUACAAUAAAGGAUUUGACGGUACAGAAAGAGAUGACAGAAGCUGAGCUCAAGGAAGAGAUUAUGGCGAGAAUGGAAGCAGAGAAACGUCUGAAGAAUGCAGAGAAAUCGCUACAUAAACUUCACCAUGCUGUGGAGAAUGAGACGCCUAACAUUGAGACAGAUGUCAAGGAAGAAAUGGUUGUGAAUGUUAACAAACUUAAAGCCUUUUUUGAGAACCUUGCCCAGGAGGCAAAGAUGGACCCAGAUAAACCUGUAGUUAUGAAAAACUCGAUUCACGCACGUAAAACUAUCAUGAGGAGGAACAAAACUCGCAAAUUUGAGCGACGAAAAUCAAGCAGUAUGCGAGCCAAGUCGAUGAACAUGGACCAGGUUCUGACGAGAGGUUCUAAAACUUUCAGUCCGAGGAGAGCACAGUCUACAUUUGUACGUAGUACUUCACAAUCCGAGGACGACACAGACCCAGUCAAACUUACACCAAUCCCGCCAUUGAAAGAAGUUUACACAGAACAUUUUUGAUAUACCUAAUAGGAUAACUGUUUCAGCUAAUGCCAUUUUGUCCCGGAACAUUCUUGAUUUUUAUGCGAUAAGUUAAAUUGAACUGGAGAAGUUGUUAGAUCCAGGUCUGCUCUACCAUAUGUACCUAAACCUGCUCUUCUGUUGUUGGAAAUAUUAUGUCUUUCUCUAGGUAGGGUUUCGCACUUUUUGCAUUUGUUACAGCACCAGUUUAUAAAACCUGCAGUCUUGCUUUAAACACUGAUUCUCACUAAUGACACACAUUGAGGGAAGAAUCAUUUAAUAUUUGUACUACUAAAUUAUUGUCUGUAACUUAUAUUUAUCUUGGUUUGAAACUGCAUCAAUUCAUUCUAGAUUCAAGGUUAAACAUUUAGUACUAAGAUGUUUCCUGGGUUUCUCUUUGGAUACAAGACAAUGUUAUUAAUAUGAUAUAUUAUUGUAAAAAAACUCCAAGAGUGGCUUGUUUUGAUAUUUGAACUAUCUUGAUUGAUUCUUAUUUUGUCAUCAUAAAAUAAUUUUAAAAGGGUCUUUUCUGUUGUUGAUUUCAGUCACUUUAAAAAAUUAUGAUGUUCAAACAACUGUAGCUGAAUCCAUAUAAAGCUUCCAAAAUAUGUUUGUUAGCAAAAAAAAAAAGUGCAUAUGUAAAGACAUUUAUCCUAUUGUUCAUAAUCAGCCCGGUGCUUUCUAAGUGUAUGUCCCUUUCAUAAACAUUUUAAAAACAGCACAUAGUAUAUGAUGCACUAGUUCUCACUAUUGACCAAAGCCAUUCAACAUGUGUUCAUGUAUGAUACUGCACUCAUUAGCUCACCAGAGCCAAAGGCUCAGGGUGAGCUAUUCUGAUCACUCACCGUCCGUUGUCCGGCGUCUGGCGUCUGUAAACUUUUAUUUUAAACAACAUCUCCUCAUAAACCGCUAGGCCAAUUUCAUCUAAACUUCACAGGAAUGUUCCUUGGGUGAAGCUCUACAAAAAUUGUUCAAAGAAAAUUGGAAUUCCAUGCAGAACUCUGGUUGCCAUAGCAACCGAAAGGAAAAACUUUAAAAAUCUUUUUCUAGAAACCUAGAGCUUAGAUAUUUGGUGUAGAGCAUUGCCUAGUGGACCUCUACCAAAUUUUUUCAAAUCAUGACCCUGGGGUCAAAAUUGACCCCGCCCCAGGGGUCACUUGAUUUUACAUAGGAAAAUCUUAAAAAAUCUUCCUCUUGAAAACCAGAAGUCCUAGAGCUUAGAUAUUUGACAUGUAGCAUUGCCUAGUGGACCUCUACAAAAUUUGUUCAAAUCAUGACACGCGGGGUCAAAAUUGACCCCGCCCCAGGGGUAACUUGAUUUUACAUAGGAAAAUCUUCAAAAAAUUUCUAAAAAUAAACCAGAAGGCCUAGAGCUUAGAUAUUUCACGUGUAGCAUUGCCUAGUGGACCUCUACAAAAAAAAUUCAAAUCAUGACCAUCGGGGUCAAAUUGACCCCGCCCCAUGGGGUUACUUGAUUGUACAUAGAAAAAUGAUCAAAAUUUUCUAAAAAUAAACCAGAAGGCCUAGAGCUUAGAAAUUUAACAUGUAGCAUGGCCUAGUGGACCUCUACAAAAUUUGUUCAAAUCAUGACCCCAGGAUCAAAAUUGACCCCGCCCCAGGGGUCACUUGAUUUUACAUAGGCAAAUCUUCAAAAUAUUUCUAAAAAAAAAACCCAGAAGGCCUAGAGCUUAGAUAUUUCUCAGGUAGCAUUGCCUAGCGGACAUCUACAAAAAAUUUUCAAAUCAUGACACCCGGGGUAAAAUUGGCCCUGUCCCAGGGGUUACUUGAUUGUACAUUUGAAAAUCUUCGAAAAAAAAAUUCUAAAAAUCAUCAGUUUGACAUUUGAAACAUGUAGGUCUUAUUACUCAGGUGAGCGGGCCAGGGUCAUCACGACCCUCUUGUUUUUAGCUUACCAGUAGACUAUAGCUAGCAAAGACUUAAUUGGUAAGCUCAAAUUAUUGUUCCUUCAAUAUACUUGCUACAAAAGUUGUUUUCUCAACAAGACCAGGUUUACCUCACAAUAUUUUUUUUUGUAGAAUGUACAUGUUAAAUAUCAAAUUUUGCUUAAAACUUAAAGUUAGAACUGUAUUUGCAAGAUCCUUGAAUAUUGUUACCAAUGUUUCAGCUGCAAGAUCCUUGAAUAUUGUUACCAGAGUUUCAGCUGCAAGAUCCUUGAAUAUUGUUACCAGUGUUUCAGCAGCAAGAUCCUUGAAUAUUGUUACCAAUGUUUCAGCUGCACCACUGUAUAGUUUUAAAGACAUGUUUAGAUGUAGUAUGUAUACUUCAAGAACUGUUGUAAGCCAUAUUCACUGGUAGAUGUAGUAGGGCAGAGUGCACAUAUACUGCCUUGCUAUACAAACUGGCUUUUAUAGUGAUGAGUUUGAGUAUUUGCCUUUGGUGUGAAAUGUUCUUGGUUUGAUUCCCGGCCGGGUCGAGGAAUUUUCUGUCUGAUACAUACAUAUAUUUAAGUGUUUAUUUUACCUGUUGAUGUUUAAUUGUUAAAUAUGCUGUAACAGAAACUGUUAUUCAGAAGUUGUAAAGGAACAUAUGAGCCGUGCCAUGAGAAAACCAACAUAGUGGGCUUUGCGACCAGCAUGGAGCCAGACCAGCCUGCGCAUCCGCGCAGUCUGGUCAGGAUCCAUGCUGUUCGCUUUCAAAGUCUAUUGCAGUUAGAGAAUCUGUUAGCGAACAGCAUGGAUCCUGACCAGACUGCGCGGAUGCGCAGGCUGGUCUGGAUCCAUGCUGGUCGCAAAGCCACUAUGUUGGUUUUUUCAUGGCACGGCUCAUAUGAAAUGUUUUCAUGACUUGAAUACUUUUGUACAGAGGAUUGUUAUACUAAAAAUAAGUUUAACAUAUCACAUUGUGUAUAUCUGUAAGUUAUUGUUCAGUUUGUUAUUGUAUAUUUUGCUGAACUUUAUUUUGUUUUCUUCUGUAAAUGCUUCCAUUUAAGAAAAGUGUAACCAUUUAUUGGAGAAAUGUUUGUCUUUAUUUGAACUUAUACAGUAAAGCACCAACUGCUCUCUCUGAGAUGAGCUAAAUAUUGGAGUUUUCUAGGGUCUCCAUAGGCCCAAACAUAUAACAUCUAAGGAGAACUAGGUAGGGACACUAUAUGAAAUGCUUGAGUCAGUCCUUGUAUUCAAGCCAUCAUUACUUGUGCGAUUGAUAUUUUACUGUUUAAUUCACAUCAUGUAAAUUUUCUCUCUUUGUGUGAACAGAAAUUGAAGUAUGAUUAGUUCAUGUUCAAAUGUUGUUAUCUUACCAUGUCUGUUAUAUGCAUUCCUUAUGUGUAUAUUAAUCAUCUUUUCAGAAUAAAUACAAAUAUUGGUAGUAAGGAAUACUGACCUUUAGCCUGCUGGCAGCAAGUGAUUCUGCCUUUGCGACCAGUGCAGACCAAGAUCAACCUGCACAUCCAUGCAGUCUGAUCAUGGUCUGCACUGUUAGCUAUUCAGUCAGUAAAUUUUCAGUGAACACCCCUUCGAAUAAUAAAUGGUAUUGUCUGAAUUGAAUAAUGGACCAGUCCAUUGUAGAAAUUUAGCAGGGUAAGGGCUACAUAUCCUUAGAAGUUUUGACACAGGCAUAUGCAACAUUGACAUGAUAAAAAAUGUUGGUGUGUUGAUGUCACACAAGGUUUCCAGAAUCAGUGUACAUGGUAUACUUUCAGAGGCUUCACUGACAGAAAUAAUGGAAGAUAUCUGGUCUUGGAGCAUAAUAAUUUUUCUGCAAAAGAUUUUUGAGAAAUGCUUAUUUUUGACACGAAUAAAAGUCCAUAACAAUUUUAAUAAAACAGUCAAGCUUCGUUCUCUCAAACUCGGAUAAUUCAAACACCACUCUUCAUUGUAUUCUAUUUGAUGGCUCGAAUUACCAAUAACUCGAAUAAUUUUUGCUGGUCCUGUCAAGUGCAAGUAAAUUAGGUUUGAAUGUAUGCAAAUUUAAGGAAACUUUGGCAGAUUUGAAGAAGUGGUGUUUCACAAGUUUAUAACUGACUCCAACAUUCAUUGAAACCAGGUAUUUAAUUUUUGUAAAUAACAUGCGAUGGAUUCUAUAUAAUCAUCAAUUACAGCACAAGCUCUAUGUCCACAUUAUGACAAAGGUCAUGCUUCAAGUAUCACAAAAGAAACAACCAUAUUAGAUUAGAUUUUAUUAAUAAUGAUGAACAUUUAUCAAAAUAUUUGUAUUUAAGUUGCAAGAAUGAAGUAUUUGUAAAUUCUGAGUGUUCUUAAUUUUGUUUUGACUCUGUUAUGUGCCAUUUUGUUUACAGUAUUACUGGCAGUUAUUUUCAUAGUACAGCAUUUUCAAGAAUUUUCUGUAAAAAUUUGACAGCUGUCUUGAUGCCUUAUACAUUUGAAACUUCCCAGUGAAUAGAUUGAAGUCAGAAAGCUUUUUAAACUAUCUAAAAUAAAUUUCUUUAGGUAAGAGAAUUUUGAGAGGAAUGGUGAAAGUACAGCCAGGUUAGGGUUUGGCUUUGAUUGUACUGUGAUGAUAGCUUUAUAUUUCAGGAAUGUAGGAUCAGUGUAGUUGCUAAAUGUAUGUCUAGGUAUAAUAUAAAAUAUAUUGUCAGUAUAUGACCUUCAUUAAUAUGUUUCUUUAACAUUUAAAGGAACGUUUGUGUGUAUCAGUUUGUUAAAUGUAUAGAUUUAUGCUUCCAUUCCUUGUCUGAGAAAACAGAUGCCAGGUACCUGCACAUAAAUACUCUGCUUUGUAUUUGCUCAUCAGUCAUUUUGUUGUCUUUAUAUCAAGGAAAAAUUUCAAAUAAGCUCACUAAUGAAAUACCGUAAAGUGAGGUUUUCUAAGAAGCAGGCUCACAAAGGAUAAAGUAACAAAUUAAAUGACCUGUGUUAGUUAACUCACCUCAGGGUUUGGAAAUUAGUUUCAUUUUUUAAAAAAUUAUUAAUUGUUCCUCAAUAGUGAUUUAUCAUAGUACAUGCUAUUUGUUUGUUUUUCAUGUGCCAAUUGCUAUUGUUAACACAUUUACAGCACAUUGUUUUUUAUAGUUCUUUAAACUUAUGUGAGAGGUAACAGUUUCAUAUCUGUACCUGUACAUGCAUUGUUAUAUAAGAUUUCAUUCCUUUUAUCAAUAAGCAUCUGUGGUGUCAAAAUCAAGAAUAUAGCAAUUUCUUCCCAUGACUAUAUAUGUUUAAAGUAUAAUUUUUAAAUUAAUGUUUGAAGUCUUAAAUUUGAGCCAGCAAGUCAUUGACUUCGUUGAAUAUUUUUAGCAGAUUUACUUUAUAGAGAUUUACAGUGAGUUUGCAUUCAGGUACAAGUAUCCAAAUUGCAGCAUGUUUUGUAAGGAAUUGAGAUGUGUUCAUUUAGUUCUGUUUUUACAUUGGAUCUGUUAACCUUGUGAAGCAUUUAUUCUGUUAUAAUAUAGCAUUGCAUUGAAUUGUUUGUUUUGAAACCUCUUUCUGUGAUACAUUUCAUUAUCUCUAAGCUCAUGUAUUAUAAUCACUGACUUUGUUGUAAAGGGUUUUUUAUGGUCACCUGAGCCGUAGUGUUCAUUGUGAGCUUUUGGGAUUGCUGAAUGUCCAUGAUCUGUCGAUCACCUACAGUUUGCUUCAGACAACUUCUCCAGGUCACCUUCAAAGUACAAAUAUGUUGAUUA